AUGCCAGCCCAUGCCAGCGCAUCGGUCGGCAACGUGUUGUUUGCGACACUUGUCGCUGCCUCCUUGACGCACGGCAUCGGUUCAGUCGGCCACUUCAAAAGCUGGUGGACGCUCUCCGCAUUUGGCCAGAACUGGGACGCCGAGGGUUUCUGCAUCGCGCACAAGGGCACCGUGUUUGACUCUCACCUCCUUAGCUUGUACGGACAGAUUGUUCUCGCGGCGGUCCUCUACGUCGCAGCUAGCAAGUCGUCGGCCACCGGCCGAACCGAGCUCGCCGUGGUGAGUGGACACGCUGAGUCGGUGCUCAGCCAUGGUUUCGGACACGGCUUCAUCUACCUCAUCGCAGAUGAGCGCGGGGGUCUAUCGCGCGAGCAACCGCUCGUGACAGCGGUGACGCCGCUACUCAUUGCCGCCGCACUGCUCUUGAUCUCAGUUUUCUUCUUCUGGAACCUCUUGCAGCGCACCAGCUUCCCGCCGUUGCUACGCGCUGCGCAGGCGAUCGUCGCCGCGUUCGUCAUCCCCACCAUGCUCCCCACCAUCAUGGUUUUUGGCAUCACUGGGGCGGUAAUCUUUGGCAAUCUCCAUCUCGAUCUGUUGUGUCACGGGCGCGCCAGCGACGGAGCACAGACAGCUCAAACCUCGCGAAAUCUCUCGACCUUUCACCCCGUCUCCAAUAUGUUGCCUAUGGCGGAGUACCAGCGCAAGCUGCUGCAGCAGAAGCAGGCCGAGGAGCCCCUGUGGUCGGAGACCGUGCAGGCGCUGGACCGGGAGAAGGCCGCGCACGCGCAGACCCCCGAGGGCGAGCAGGCGGCCGCAUACGAGCAGCAGGUGCUGGACGUGCUCGCCCAGACCCACCCCGAGCACCACGCCGCCAUGCGCCGCCGCCUCACGCCCGAGCAGGAGCAGGAGCACGCCGAGCUGCUCGCCCUGCGCCGGCGCACGCCCGAGCAGGAGCGGGCCAACGCCAAGGCCGCGGCCGAGAUCACCCGCACCGCCGCCCGGAUGGCCCAGGCCUCUGAUGCCGACAGGGAGCCCGCCAAAAUCAGCGUGGCUGGGCCCUACUCUGGCAACGUCCACUGGGACGUCUUCGACGGCCAGCUGAUCGAGCAGGCGCUGCAGCACACGCUCCUGAUCGACCUCGAGUACCCGGUGCUGCUCGGCCGCCACGGCGGCGUGCUCCCCUGCGGUCUGCAGCACGUGCCGCCCGCCGCCCUCAUCACCCCGGCCAACCUGUGGCGAGUCAAGCUGUGGAACAAGAGGCGCACCAAGCAAUCGGUUGGGGUUGUGGUGUGGUCGUACCCGUGGCUGGACUGGUUCCACCCGGACCGCAACGGGGCGCAGCUGGGCCGCCUGCUGCCGUUCCUCGAGUCGGUGCUGGCCGAGGCCAAGCGCGACUCGCCGUACUGCACGGUGGCGGUGGUCAUUGACUAUCAGUGCCUCUUUCAAAAGCCGUUUGCGUCGGAGGCCGAGAAGAGGCUGUUCACCCGGUCGUUGAUGAACGUGAACCUGUGGUACUAUCACCCGCGCACGUACGUGGUGCUGGUCACGCCCGGGCCGCCCGAGGGGGCCGAGUACGGCAACACGCGGCUGCACAAGCAGAGGGGCUGGUGCUACUUCGAGCUGGCCGCCUCCAUGGUGGUCAAGAGGGGUCAUUGCCUGCUCGACUUUGGGGGGUACCAGGGGGCGGCCUCCUUCUGCGGCGACGGAGAGGAUGGCUACGAACCUCUGCCCAACACGUGCCUGGGCGAGAUGGUGGCGGGGCGGCGGCCGCCGAUGAGCCCGGCGGUGAUGGGGGAGCGGAUGCGGGCGGGGGUGGAGGACGGGACGCUGGCGUUCACGGCCAAGGCGGACAUGGAGACGGUGAUCCAGCAGUACGAGGCGGGGCUGGUCGCAGCCAUCAACCGCAUCGCCGCGAAGGAGUCGAGCCGCUCCCUCAGCUUCCAGAGACUGGGGUGGGGCGACGCCGAGGCGGCCGAGCUGCGCGAGACGCUCCGGUGGGCGGCGGCGCACUGCGACUUCCCGCGCGGGGAGGUCAAAGUGAAGACCUCCCGCGGCAACCAGAUCUCCGACGGGAUGAAGGCCGAGCUCAGGAACGACGCGCAGCUCGAGGGCAAGUUCUUUUUGAGACGCCAUUCUAUUUGUAAGGAUGCCAUCCUAUAA
Molecule: messenger RNA, 2160 nt
Organism: Emiliania huxleyi CCMP1516
Lineage: Eukaryota; Haptophyta; Isochrysidales; Noelaerhabdaceae
Exons: 2
Coding region: 1-2160 (719 amino acids)
Source: RefSeq, a predicted model, not a curated record